Molecule: messenger RNA, 2115 nt
Organism: Penicillium expansum
Lineage: Eukaryota; Fungi; Ascomycota; Eurotiomycetes; Eurotiales; Aspergillaceae
Product: Cytochrome P450
Exons: 9
Coding region: 1-2115 (704 amino acids)
Molecular function (GO): monooxygenase activity; iron ion binding; oxidoreductase activity, acting on paired donors, with incorporation or reduction of molecular oxygen
Source: RefSeq, a predicted model, not a curated record
AUGUUGUCUUCCAAACUUCAUCUCUACGAGGAAAUUGGCAAGCUUCAUGAGACAUAUGGGGACUAUGUUCGAACAGGUCCUACCGAAAUCUCAAUCACAGACCCAGCAGCAGUCCAGAUUAUUUAUGGUAAUCAGUCCAAGGCUACGAAAGGCCCUUGGUAUACAUUGCUCGACCCGCGAGUUUGCCUAUCCUUCACCAGAGACAAGCAAGAACAUGCGCGGCGUCGGAAAGUUUGGGAUCAGGGAUUUAGCACCAAGGCAAUCCGCGCCUAUGAGCCAGUCGUUGCAGCAUAUGCCCAGCAACUUGUGGAAGUUGUGGAGCGAGACCUUGACAGUCCAAUUGAUAUGACACGUUGGUUCAGCUACUAUGCCUUCGAUGUGAUGGCAAGACUUGCCUUUGGAAAAUCAUUCAAUAUGAUUGCCGAAGGUAAAGAGGCCUACUUCCUGAAGACAAUCCGGACUGAUAUGAAAGAUAUUGGCCAUCUCAAACAUAUGCCAUGGAUAUUCCCUAUCAUCAUGAAAAUUCCGCUUCUGAACGCAAACAAUUUGAGGUUUUGGAAGUGGAUUGAAAACCAGUUCAUGGAACGGAGUGCUAAAGAACCAGAGCAGCGAGAUAUAUUUUCUUGGAUUCUUGAUGAGUAUAAGAAGGGGCCCCAGUUACCCCAAGAUACGCUUAACCUCCACGGGGAUGGCUAUCUCAUUAUUGUGGCGGGAAGUGACACAACUUCUACAUCUCUAUCACAUCUUUGGUUCCAUCUUGCUAGUCACAAGCCUCUAGUUCAAAGACUUCAGAAGGAGCUUGAUUCUCUUAAGGAGCUGAAUGAUGACGCGCUCUCCAAGAUCGAUCUUCUUGAUGCCGCAAUCCACGAGACCCUGAGAUUACACCCGGCAGUUCCUUCUGGUCUUCAGAGACUCACUCCACCAGAGGGUCUGACAAUUGGCAAGACAUAUGUUCCCGGAAACACCAUUGUCCAAGUACCUUUAUAUACGAUGUUCAGAGACCCACGAGCGUUCGAACGUCCGAAUGAGUUCAUUGCCGAACGCUGGACUACCAAUCCUGAACUUGUCAAGGAUAGAUCCGUGUUUAUUCCAUUCAAUAUAGGAUCGUGGGCCUGUGUUGGUAAACGGCUUGCACUCAUGGAGCUUCGACGAGUGACUGCAGAGCUCCUUCUUCGGUACAAUAUUUCCCUUGAUCCAGGAAAAGGCAACGAGUCCUUUUUGAAGGACGGGAAAGACACGUUUACCCUUACUGCUGCACCGCUACACUUGAACUUCACCAAGAGACACAUCACCACCGGUGUUCUUGGAAUUAUAGGAUUCGCUUUAUCCAGCAUCAAUAAUCUUCGUUGCAUUAUUGAUGGACUUGAGGAAGCGAACGAUGUGAUCCAAGAUGUCAAAUCCAACUUGAAAGACAUCCAGCUUCCGCUUUCCGCUCUCGAGAAUCUUCGGAUUUCCGAUAGCACAACUUUUGACGAAGCGAGAAGAGAUUUAGAGAAGACUGGUGUUGCCGAAGCCGUUAAUAACUGCGGUCAAGCAUGCGCUGCGUUUACAAAACAGCUUGAGAAUUGGACGAAGCAUUCCACUACUACAAAGCUUUCCCUCAGGGAUCGACUAUCAGUCGGCCUGUGGAAGAAGGAAAAGAUUCAGACAUUCCGGACGCAGGUCUCUUCUUGUCAGGCUAUCGUUCAGUUUGCCAUAGAAAGCGCCCAAUUGGUUAUUCUGGUCCGAUCCGAAGGUGCAUCCCAAACUGCACGGCAAGAGACAGAGAAGCAGCUGAAAGCUCUCGAGGCUGCUAUCCAGGAGCAUAUCGAACUCACAAAGAGAAAACAAGACGAAACGUUGCACCGCAAGAAGGAACUCGAAAGUCCUGGGGCCGAAGAUGAGGAUGAAGACGGCGGUGCUCAACGAACUCUGGCCAUCCAAGAGACCGAACAGCAAUCACGCGUACUCGAAACCGACCAAACAGCCUCUAAGACUGUGACUGAGAUAGUUUCAAAGUUGUCUGUACAGCAGGCCGCCAGCACAUACAACACUCAUUUUUCAGGUAGCCACAAUACGGGCAUACAGAUCGGUCACAGCAUAGGUACGAUCAAUUGGAAUGGUAGUCGCGCCUAA